AUGGCAAACACGGGCUACACGUCGCCGUUCCCGACGUCCCACGAUACUAUCGGGCAGUCCACACUUGUGACGCCCCUUUUUAUGCCUUCUUCCCCACCGCAGCAGCCCUCUAGCCCAGCCACGGAAGCACCGCAAUCCCCGCAGUCGCCGCAAUUACCACAUUCACCCCAGUCGCCACAGUCACCGCGGUCACCACCACGCCCCGAGAGUCCGGCCUCUGAGCAUUUUGACCCUCACCAAGACGAUGACGAUGAAGAUGAUGCGCAUCCAAGCGAUCACCAAUCGCACCACGAGGAUCAGCUGGAGGAAUUGUCCCGCCCUUCAACUCCGGGAAGCCCUAGCGGUUCCGACUUGGACGCUCGCCUCGCCGAUUACACCCUCGACUUUAGCGCAUUCCCAAGCAGCAAGUUCCUAGAUGGCAAGGAUGGACCACCACUCCCGGAGACAAAGGACGGCGAGCAAGACAAGCUCUCCGAUGUGGGCGGGCCCGAAGACUUUACCGCAAACAUGGAGAGAUACUUGAUGGGCGAGGGAAUGUCGAGCGUCAGAAAAAGCCGGGUCAAUGAUAGCAGUGAGCUGCCGGGGUCAGCAUCACGAUACAAAUCUACGAGGUCGAGACAAGCGGCCGUUGAAGAAGAUGUGGAAGCGGGCGAAAUCAGCGAAUUCGGGCCUCCAGUCGACAUGUCUACACCGUCGCAUUUCUUGCACAGAAACAGCGCGCUUGCAAGGGAUACGACACAACUAGAAGAUAUCGAAGAGGAUCCACAUGAUGAGCUUUCUGCCAUGGCAUCACCAUCCGAGCGCAAACUGUCGAUAACUUCGGAUAACGAGGCAGACAACUUGGAACAGCGCCUGCACCAGCGUAUCAUUGAGCUAGAGGAGGAAGUCCAGAAUCGGGAUGAGCAGCUGCAUAAAAAUCGCAAGCGCGUACUCGAGGCCGUCUCAGCUGUAGAGCAGAUCCGACACCUGCAGGCUGAGCUACAGCUCAAGAAUGAGCAGUUGGACGAGAUUUCUGCGAGGAGUGGAGAUGAAGCGAAACUUCGUGAGCAAAUAGAGGCUCUCCAGCGGCAAAACGAUCAACGGGAGAAGCUGCUCCAGCAAUCCACGGCAAGCCAACCGGACUUCGGAGCCGUGGAACAACAAAUUCGAGACAUGCAAAAACAACUGCAAGACAGGGACUCCCAGAGCUCGCUAGAUGCCGAGCGGUUGGAGACAAUUUCCCACCUGCGACAACAACUGCAUCUCACUCAAGAACAACUGAAGAAGCGCGAUGAAACUUUGGAAGAGACCAUGACCAAGCUCAAAGAAGUCACCCGGGCCAAGGAGGUCCAACUCCAUGAGAAGAACUCUGAGAUUGACAGACUCAAGGGUGAUAUGGACUAUCAAGCACUGGAAAACGAGAGGCUGGAGACCGAACUCGAGCGCGUCAACAGAGAUUAUGAGACGCUCGAAGAUCGUCUGACUGCUUUGGAGACGAAGAGCGGUCCGCUUGAGGAGAGGAAUCACUCCCUCGAGGCAGAUCUCACCCGUGCCCAGUCACAGGUGGAAGCACAAGAAAGUGCCCUGAAAGCCGUAGCAGCAGAUCUGCCCAUCGGUAGUCGCAGCACAUACAGCGAGAUCCUUGAUCUGAUCAAAGAUCUCGGCGGCGAGGACCCAACACCACGAAUCGGAUCUCCUCCAAAGGAAAGGUCAUUUGAUGAUGGUGAUGUGCAACAGCUGGGACAGGAAAUUGCCAAGCUUCAGCAAGAGCUGCAAGAAGCCACUGCGUCGCAGAAAGCUGCGGAUGCCGAGGCUCGCCAGCUUCGCGAACAGCUCUCAGAGACACAGAACCUGAUCAAGGCACUCGAAAAGGAGAACUUGCGCCAUGCCACACGGGUGGAAGAGCUCACCUCCAAUCUUAACAACACUCAACAUGAGUUGACACGCACACAAGAGGAGCACGCUGAAUCUCUCGAGACCAUUGCUCGUCUCCAAGAAGAAGCCCUCGGUCAACCUCCAAGCCCCCCUCCUUCACCACCUCGGACUCGCAGCGCCGACCACGCAGACUCCGCAAGGACAGCAGAAUUGGAAGCAACCCACCAAGCCCAGAUUCGCAGCCUGCAAACCGCCCACUCCACAGCCAUCUCCACCCUCCGCUCCUCCCACGCCGAAUCAAUGCGUAAAAUCCGAAAUCUCCUCACAUCCGCCGAACAGCGAGAAGGAGAAAUCCGCACAGAACUCACAACCAUCCGUACUUCGAUCGCAACGCAAGAAUCACAACUGCGCAAGACAUUCAAGUCUGAAAUCAGACGUCUGGAGGGUGUCAUUGCCGCUAAGGAUGAGACUGCCACAGCUAUGGAUGAGCGUAUCGCGUUGUCUGUGGAUAAGCGGGAACGUGAAUGGGAGCGUCGUGUUGAUCUUCUUCUCAAAGAGCGUGACCGCAUGGCCAAGGCUCUUAUGAUGUAUUGGGGUGAGAAAGAGAUGGGCAAGGGUCCUGGUCCUUUGGCUGAUGGGAAGGAGAGACGUCGACGGGAUGGGGAUGAUGCGGAUGUCAAGCAGGGACAGGCGUACAAAUACAAGUAUUCUCAGAAGCAGCGAUCUAGGACGGGGGAUAAGAAGGUAUAA
Messenger RNA from Penicillium cataractarum, 2604 nucleotides. RefSeq names its product putative spindle pole body associated protein SnaD. The transcript has a single exon. The record is from RefSeq and is a predicted model, not a curated record. The coding region runs from base 1 to 2604 and encodes 867 amino acids. Lineage: Eukaryota; Fungi; Ascomycota; Eurotiomycetes; Eurotiales; Aspergillaceae.